AAAAAGGAUCCCACUGUACCUCCAGCUACUAAACCGGACUCUCCCAGCUGUAUUGCCACUCCAAAGCCCCCCAGCUUGACAGGAGCAGAGUUCUCCUUUGAGGCCAACAGCACACAAUGAGGCUGCAGAGUGAAAGAAGAGUACAGUUGGUGAACUUACAACUCAAAUAUAUGAGGGCGAUACCGGUAAUGGUGCACAGUAUUGCUCUUUCUGUGCCACAGUGCAAGAUAUUUUUCCUUUGUUACUGUUGCCUCAGUUUUGCGAUGAGAAGUAACACUCCAACCACAGCUUAACGAUUCUUACGUCACGACGUAAGCGAGACAACAAGUAACCUUUGAUGUAAUUUCCAUCAAACGGUAUAAGAUAAAUAAAAAUGACUUGCAUUCUCGGCAUUGCUGUAAAGUUUAUAUUUUUUGAAGCAAAGGGUGGAAUGGAAGAAAACCAAAAUCAUGAUCCAGACGGACUAAAGAUGGAGAUGCUUUGGGGAUAUCGACAACUAUUUGGGUAAUUCCUGUCUGUUCCCAUUUCAUUAUGUAUUUGAUGCAUUAUGUCCGAAAAAUUGUUCCCACACCAAGCCUAAUUAAACACUUGCUAUGCUUGCAGGUUCUUUUUUUUCUUUGCAAGACUGGUGUUGGUGGCAUCACAGAACCAGCUCAACAUGUAAAGGUAACACACACAUACUCCAGACCAGAUCAAUGUUACUGAUCUGUGAGCAAUAUUACCAACGAAAUUGACAUGACAAUCUGAGCACAGGAACAGGGCGAACAGUGCGGUGGGGUCGCUUCCUGUCUCAUUUUUCUGACUUCCCGUAACGGAGGGUGUGGGGGGCGGGAGGGGAUGUGGACAGAGGCAGCGCAAGAUCAGAGCAACGCAGUGAGAGGAGGGGCGAGACAAAAACAAGAGGACGAUUGGCUCACUAAACAGUAACAUCCACGAGCGGCAGGAGAGAGAGAGCGAGAGAGAGAGAGAGCGAGAGAGAGGAUCCACUCAUAAAGCGAGAGGGGAUGGUGAUGAGCAGACACCGGCAGAAAGGAUGCGUACAGGAUUCACGACUCAUUUAGAGAGGUAACAGUGGAGGUGAACAUCGCAUUGAGAAUUGUUAAAGACGGGGACUCACGGCGUUGUGUCAGAGAAGAAAGUUCUUUACUCGAAUCACGGUUUGAUGGAGAAAAAAAUCCACACCUCUGGAUUACCGCGCACCGACACUUAAACCGGAGGCUGUGCUGGACUCUCCGAGCGAGGCGUAUUGAUGCCAAAAGAACAACCCUGACGUUGUCACGGCUCAGCCACCAUGACCCCUUACUUCCCUUUCACUCUAUCGGCAUUCGCCUCGACCAACUCCUCCAACUCCUCUAUUCCCAACUUGAGUUCCCUCCCAGGUGACCAGGCGUCCUCCCAGACAAAGUGUGACGACGACGACGACGUCGCCCUCCGUCUGCCGCUGGCGGUCCUCUACUCGCUGAUCUUCCUCUUUGGCCUUGUGGGGAACCUCUUCGCUCUGUGGGUCUUCCUUUUCUUACACUCCAGCCGCAACUCUGUGCGGGUGUUCCUCAUCAACUGUGCAGUGGCCGAUCUGGUCCUCCUGGCGUGUCUGCCCUUCAGAAUUGUCUACCACAUAAACAGCAACAAGUGGGUCCUGGGACCUGUGCCCUGCAAGAUGGUGGGGAACCUGUUCUACAUGAACAUGUAUAUCAGCAUUAUGUUGCUGGGCCUCAUCAGCUUGGACCGAUACGUGCGGCUGAAGGGGAAAGGCCAAGCCCAGAGAGGCAGGAGGCCGACGCUGUGGGGGCGCAGAUGGCCGUGGAGCACGGUGGUGUGCGGGGCUAUGUGGGGUGUGUCGCUGACGGUGAUGGUGGCCAUGGUGUCCACGCCAGAGGACGAUGACUCCGCCAAAAAAUGCUUCCAAUACAAGCAACGGAGCGCCAAAGCCAAAGGGAAGGCGUACUUCAACGGCGCCAUUGUGCUGUUCUUCUGGCUCGUCUUCGUCAUGCUGGUAGCCUCCUACGCCAAGAUCGCGUCUCAGCUGCUGAGGGUGUCGCGGGACAGGCCGGACCUUCCCAACGCACAGAGGUACGGACGCACCGCCAAGAAGUCCUUCUUCGUCCUCUUCCUGUUCACCGUCUGUUUCGGGCCCUACCACGCCUUCCGCCCCGUCUACAUCCUCUACCAGCUCAGCGGCACGGAGUCCUGCGCCAACCAGCAAAUGGUGUACCGCGCCAACGAGGUGAUGCUGCUUUUCUCCGCCUUCAACAGCUGCCUGGACCCCGUCAUGUACUUCCUGUUGUCCGGCUCGGUGCGCAAAGCCGCCCUCCGAGCGCUCGGACACCGGAUUGGCCGCCGGCUGCCCUUCCUGAACGACGCGACGUCAAACAGCUCGAUGGAGUUUAGGCGCGGCUCCACGCUCUCGGUUUUUCCUCACCGUGGCGCCAACACCCCCUCGGGCACCCCCAGGACAAGCAUCUGCGCCGCCAACUCCACGCUCCGCUGCACCGGACUGACCACGCUUUCACCCAACUGGCCAACAGUGACCGCAAGCUUGGACCCAAAUUAUAUUGGUAAAACAUGAUUACAAAAUAAAUGUUUGUCUUACUACCGAGCUAUUCAGACCGCCUUGUGUGGGAAUAACUGGCCUAUGAUCUAGUUCAAUGCUCGCGUGACAGGUGGACAGCACAGUUAUGUUGGGGGAGGGAUGUGCUGGAGGGACAACAGCUUUUUUUAAGAAUGCAUGUUCUGUGUGUUUCCCAUCUGAAACCGCAGUAGAAUGUGUGCAGUUGUAUUAAUGGAUCAGGUGGUUGGAUGAAAAAUGUAAAAAAAAACACACAUAUGGCCUCAUUCAAAUAAAUGUAAAGAAGUA
Messenger RNA from Pungitius pungitius (ninespine stickleback), 2854 nucleotides. Its product is annotated as probable G-protein coupled receptor 34. The record is from RefSeq and is a predicted model, not a curated record. Gene Ontology annotation, biological process: G protein-coupled receptor signaling pathway. The coding region runs from base 1292 to 2566 and encodes 424 amino acids. Gene Ontology annotation, molecular function: G protein-coupled purinergic nucleotide receptor activity. The transcript has 2 exons. Gene Ontology annotation, cellular component: membrane. NCBI's taxonomy places the organism in Eukaryota, Metazoa, Chordata, Actinopteri, Perciformes, Gasterosteidae.